Messenger RNA from Brassica oleracea var. oleracea, 731 nucleotides. RefSeq names its product WAT1-related protein At1g44800. The transcript has 4 exons. The record is from RefSeq and is a predicted model, not a curated record. The annotation marks the transcript as partial. Gene Ontology annotation, cellular component: plasma membrane. Gene Ontology annotation, molecular function: transmembrane transporter activity. Lineage: Eukaryota; Viridiplantae; Streptophyta; Magnoliopsida; Brassicales; Brassicaceae.
AUAUAAACCAAAAGAUGAUGUGAAAGGGUUAUCAUAAUAAUAAAGUAAAUGUUUGGUUAUAUGAUUCCAGACCCCUUAUGGACCAGAACUUCUACUACAUAGGAUUGAAAUCUACGUCAGCAUCGUACACAUCUGCCUUUACCAAUGCACUUCCCGCCGUCACCUUCAUUCUCGCCCUCAUUUUCAGGCUUGAGACAGUGAACUUUAAGAAGAUACACAGUAUUGCAAAAGUUGUAGGAACGGUAAUAACGUUGGGAGGAGCUAUGGUAAUGACUUUGUACAAAGGUCCGGCCAUCGAAAUCGUGAAAGCUGCACAUUCUUCCUUCCACGGCGGCUCAACCACAGCCACUGGCCAGCACUGGGUCACCGGAACCUUAGCCAUCAUGGGAAGUAUCUCCACAUGGGCUGCUUUCUUCAUUUUACAGUCGUUCACGUUGAAACUUUACCCGGCUGAGCUAUCCCUAGUGACGUUGAUAUGUGGGAUCGGAUCGAUCCUAAAUUUUGCCGUUUCGAUGAUAUUUGUCCGUGACUUAAGCGCCUGGAAAAUCGGCAUGGAUUCCGGGACACUCGCAGCCGUUUACUCCGGAGUGGUUUGUUCAGGUAUCGCGUAUUACAUACAAAGCAUUGUGAUAAAGCAACGUGGCCCUGUGUUUACCACGUCGUUUAGUCCUAUGUGUAUGGUUAUUACUUCAUUCCUCGGUGCCCUUGUUUUGGCUGAGAAAAUCCACCUC